Molecule: messenger RNA, 1644 nt
Organism: Schistocerca cancellata (South American locust)
Lineage: Eukaryota; Metazoa; Arthropoda; Insecta; Orthoptera; Acrididae
Gene: Sas10
Product: something about silencing protein 10
Exons: 10
Coding region: 147-1583 (478 amino acids)
Biological process (GO): maturation of SSU-rRNA from tricistronic rRNA transcript (SSU-rRNA, 5.8S rRNA, LSU-rRNA)
Cellular component (GO): small-subunit processome; nucleolus
Source: RefSeq, a predicted model, not a curated record
GUAUCUGUGUGCAAAGACGUUCAUGAAAUAAUCACUCACGUGUGUUACUUUGUUUACACGUGUAUAGGUUAGGUUGUUUGGGGUUUUGUGUUUGGCCUCAAGUUUAAAAAUAAUUUGAUUCGAAAGGUGCCAACAACGACGAAGAAAUGAGUAAGAAGUCUAAAGGAAAGAAAUUGGAUGCAGAUCUGGAUGUGGAGUUGGAGGAGUAUGAGCCAUCUGACUCUGAAGAUGAUUAUUCUGAAGAUGAAAAGCUCUUGUUGGAAAACGUCAGGAAGAGGCCGAGAGAGUUUGAUGAUGAAAGUGAGGAAGAAGUGCUCGGAGUAGCUUCUGACGGUGACGAGGAUGACGACGAUGAUGACGACGACGAGGGUGACGACAUGGCCAGUGACCUGGACGGUGAGCGGGACGACGACUUGCCGGACGCGAAGGCCUGGGGUCGCAAAAGGAAGAAUUUCUACAAUGCGGACUAUGUGGACGAUGACUACGGAGGCUUCCAGAAGGAGGAGGAAGAGGAGGCAGCCCGACUGGAGGAGGAGGAGGCGCGGCAGAUCCAGAAGCGUCUGGCCAGCCAGCUGCGGGACGAGGACUUCGGCCUCAGCGCCUUCAUCGCUAAGGACGAGAAGGGUGAAGAGAAGGCGGAGGCAGAGGAGGUGAUUGCGACAGACCUGACAAAGCUCUCGAAGAGGCAGAAGCUGUCACUCGUGCAGAAAGAGUCACCAGAAUUCUUCGCACUCACUCGGGACUUUUCUGAGAAAAUGGCUGUCCUGAAAGAUGAGUUAGAGCCAGUGAUGGCUCUUAUCAAGGCACAGAAAAUUCCAGACUGCCCCGCUGCCAAAUUUGUCAGCACCGUGUAUCAUCUUGUACUCAACUACUGCAGCAACGUGUCGUUCUACCUGCUGCUGAAGGCUCUGCGCACACCUGUGGCGGCACAUCCCGUUGUGGGGCGGCUGGCCAAAUACCGCAAGCUGCUGGUGCAGGCAGAGGGCGUCUUCCGGGAGGUGGUGCGGCCGCAGCUGGCCACCGUCCUCGCUGCUGACUGGGACACCGUGACGGCCUCUGCACGGUUGCCAGAGAAGAAGCAAAAGAAGAAGGCCCUCAGGCUGCUGUCCGCUCCCCUCACAGAAGACGGAGCGAGUGACGAGUCCGGUACGGUCCGGGAGGGAAUCCCGACGGUGGAGAAGAGGAGGAAAAGGAAGGCGGAGGAGCCGGAGGUUGCAGAGGGAGUGGAAAGUGCGCCGGCACCUGCCGCCACUGCGGCGACUCCAGCGCUGCGUGCCCUGGCCGCCAGCAGCUCCAGCAGUGCAGGUGAAGACUCCGCCAGUGAAGAAAUUGCCGACGGGGAGAGAGGCGAGGAGGGAGACCGGCGUGCCAUUACCUACGAAAUGGCCAAGAACAAGGGGCUGACGCCGUACCGCAAGAAGGAGAUGCGCAACCCCAGGGUGCGGCACCGCCGCAAGUACGAGAAGGCGCGCGUGCGCCGCAAGGGCCAGGUUCGCGAGCCGAGGAAGGAAGUGAAGAAGUACGGCGGAGAAGUCUCGGGAAUCAAGAUAGGUGUGACCAAGAGCAUCAAGCUGAAAGUGUGAUCUGUGUUUGUAUGCUGCCCUGUGGCUGUAUUAUAAGAGCAAUAAAACGUGUUAGAACUCA